Molecule: messenger RNA, 680 nt
Organism: Nylanderia fulva
Lineage: Eukaryota; Metazoa; Arthropoda; Insecta; Hymenoptera; Formicidae
Source: RefSeq, a predicted model, not a curated record
UAACCAGGCAAUCAUUGUUCGGUCUGUCAAUCCAGAUCAUGCUAAAUCCAUGAUAUCUUCUAAAAUUCCAUCUAUUCCAUUAAAAACAAAAAAGGACUUUCAGAAAAUGGAGACGGUUUUAGCAGCUAAUCGCAUCAAUUAUGAAUCUGUGCGAGAUCUGCUUUAUUCUAAAUGUGGCAGUUUUGGUACAUCUUCUACUCCCUCAGAACGUAGUGUCACAGGGAACAUUUUGUCCAAAUUGAUCUCAAAUGAUCUUGCCAAAUUAAUAAGUUGGAGUGGAUCAGAAGGCGAUAAGAUAAAAUUUUCUGAAACACAACUAUGUGAAGUUGUAUUUGGUGCAGUUAAAUUACGUUUUCCUGAUAGCUUUCUUAUUAAAGCUGAAGCAAAAAUCAAGCGUUGGUUUCAAACUGCAAAUGGAAGGAAAGUUAAUGAGUCGCAAAAUUCUGAUGCCUAAUAAAACCAUCUCUGGCUGUACGAUUGUAUUAUGUAUACCGUUUGACAUUGUUGUGCCAUUGUAAGGUGUACUUUUCAACUUUUGCUUUUUCGUACCGCAACAGCCAUGCUUCUUUUUGUUAGCUAUCGUCAUUACUGUAACCCGAAUCUGAACUACACGAACAGUUUAUAAGGUCUACGACCCCUCUGAUGCCUGAAGUAUAUUAUAAGUAAAGUACAUAUCUAGU